AUGGAGUCUUCUGCCGUCGCCGCGUGCGCUGUCCGAGGCAACUUCAUCUACCUCUACUACCGCUCAGGCCAAAGGCCCUUCACCAAGCCCCUCUUCGUCCUCUCCCCACAAUCUUUCUCUUCCUCAGGCUCCAACACCGGCUCCCAUGCAGCAACCUCUGUACCCAUCAAUCCAUAUGCCCCUUCCUCUCUCUCCCAAACUAACAGUUAUAGUCGGGACGAUACCACCACCAUCAUCGCCCCCUCCAAAAACGACGACGGGAGGACCCUUGAUACCGCAACUGAUAUUGGCCCAACUACAGCUCCCAGUAGUGGCGGCAACGGUGCCCUCUUUAUUCAAGUCCAGAACACCUACAAUUCGAGUCCCAGUUUGGAAACCCUUGGACUCCAGGCGUCCAGUAUAAGCAUAGCCGCGACAUCCUCCUUUGACAGCCAUACAGGCAUCUAUCGAUAUGACCUCCUACUGGCCUUUAGCCAACUCCCUCCAAGUUCACCACUCGUCUUCCAGAUGACUGCACAAUCUCCAGCCACAGGAAACAGCCAAGACUCUUCUAUCUCGGAUUCUCCCUGGACACUCAACACUAUCUCACAGCCGGCCAUUACGCCAUUUGGAGUCGCAACACAAUUCUGGCUUGCGGCAAGUGCCUCGUCAGCACUUGAGGGAUCCUCUUUCUAUCAGCUGUAUUCAACUCAUGAUAGCCCUGAGCUCCGCCUCAGCAGAUAUGAUGCUGCCAAGCAGAAUGUCACGGAUGUGAGCGGCACUAUUCUAAUCCGAGCUGAUUUGAACCCAACCAUGAUUAAACUGACAGGCAUUACUGGGUUUAAUGGGGCUAUCAUUGGUGAUUCGAGUACCACAGCCACCUCGACCGGGAUCCAGUUUAUGGACAGUACUGGACCAUUGCCAUGA
Messenger RNA from Linnemannia hyalina, 906 nucleotides. The record is from the annotation of a GenBank genome assembly. NCBI's taxonomy places the organism in Eukaryota, Fungi, Mortierellomycota, Mortierellomycetes, Mortierellales, Mortierellaceae.